Molecule: messenger RNA, 1254 nt
Organism: Cottoperca gobio
Lineage: Eukaryota; Metazoa; Chordata; Actinopteri; Perciformes; Bovichtidae
Product: DNA (cytosine-5)-methyltransferase 3A-like
Exons: 6
Coding region: 330-896 (188 amino acids)
Source: RefSeq, a predicted model, not a curated record
GCCGGUUGGUGAGAGAGAGAGAAGCAGGCGGGGGAGCGCGAGCCAGCAAGCGGAGAGAGAAGACCCGGUAGAGCGCGAGGAGGGAGAGAGAGAGAGUGAGCGAGAGAGAUCGAGAGUGAACGAGAAGAGAGAGAGCGACGACCGUCAGGGUCCGCGUGCCUAACGGACGGACGACACGGAGAGGGGGAGGACUGAGUGAGCAAGUGAUUGUCCAACACACAGACGGACAGAGUGAAUGAAGCUGCACCUGGUGCUUCUGAGGGACUCACCCAUGUUUUGAUUUGCUCCAUUUUGACUUUUUAAACGUGGUUUCACCGAGCCUCACAGCUAUGCCGUCCAACAGUCCUGCAGCCGCCGAACCGCCGGAGACACCAGAGAACAACAUCACCAAAGAUGUGGGUGAAGAUGGAGCAGACCGUGACAGUCCAGAGGAGGGGACACCAGCGAGCCCCCGCGCCAAACGCAGAGUGGGUCGUCCUGGCAGGAAACGCAAACAGCUGCUUCCUGAGAUGGCGACCUCUGACCCCAUUGCAAACGCCCCCCCCACCCCGCCUGAGGAGUCGGAGGCCUCCCCCUCCCGUCGCAAGAAGCGCGGGCGUCGGAAACUAGAGCAAACCGAGAAGAAUAAGGACGAGCCAGACGACAGAAACUGCGACUCCCCCAGAGAGGGUGAGGCUGGCAGGCUGCGGAGGAGGCCAGUCCCCAGAGUGACUUUCCAGGCUGGAGAUCCGUACUACAUCAGCAGGAGACAGAGAGAAGAAUGGCUCAGCCGCUGGAAGAUGGAGGUGGGAGAGAAACAGAAACUCUGUCUGUGUGAAUUUAUAGCUGCAGUAACAUGGAGGCUUUCUGUUCUUCGGAGCCCGAUAAGAAUACAACGCCUCAAGUUAACACAUUAAUCAGAAUAAACUGGGAUGCAUUGAAAAGGAUGAUAUCAACUUUUUAUAUAACGUUUUUGAAAGAAUACCGUCUAACACUCUGGAUUACUUUUGGAAUAUCUUUGUUUCUAUCUAUUAAGUUGGAUCUGUAGCUUUGUAUUGUAAAGCAACCAACAUGCAGUAGAAGUCAGCUUUUGUUUUUGCUCUGUGUAGUACUGAGUAGUCAAGUAAAGGGGAAAUCAACCUUCACAACAGACGUGCACUGUGCUUAUUGUUAUUAUAUCAUUUCAUGUGUCAGGGAACUCGAUAUAUGCUGUUUGUUUUUUUGUUAAAUGUUCAUUUUACUCAAAUAAAAUGAGAGAGCAGUCAUACAAAUUAA